AUGGUGGGAGUAGUGGGGGCGAAGGAUUUGCCGGUGGAGCCGUCGGAGCAGGAGUUCAGGCUGGGAUUGAAAAGUGGGAUCAUUCUCUGCAAUGUGCUCAACAAGGUUUACUCUGGAGCUGUGCCCAAGGUGGUGGAAAGUCCAUGUGAUUCUGCUCUGGUUCUUGAUGGGGCCGCAUUGUCCACAUUUCAGUACUUUGAGAAUGUGAGGAAUUUCCUGGUGGCUGUGCAGGAAAUGGGAAUUCCUACGUUUGAGGCGUCUGAUCUGGAACAAGGAAAUCUGGUUGAAUCUGUGCUAAGUAAGGUUGUGGAGGAGUUUGAGCAUUGCAUUUCAAGCCAAUUUGAGCUGAAAAUGAAAUAUUCUGAUAAGUUAGGACCUCAAUGGAGCAAGGAGGAGCUUGAGCAUUUUUAUGAAGCCUAUCGGAAAUAUGGAAAAGACUGGAAGAAGAAAUGA
Molecule: messenger RNA, 453 nt
Organism: Corylus avellana
Lineage: Eukaryota; Viridiplantae; Streptophyta; Magnoliopsida; Fagales; Betulaceae
Source: RefSeq, a predicted model, not a curated record